AUGUUAGACGACGAAAUUAUCUGCCUGGGCUCAACGAUUGGGCCCAUUGCCACAGGUCCCAAUUCUAUCCCGUCUGCGCAGCGCUCAGUAACGGGUGAGAGAUACCACCAUCUCUCAGAUGAGGCUCUCCUGACCUAUCCUUCUGCUUGCGCUGUAGGUGUGACUCUGCAUAUUGAGAAACAAGGUGCAAACGAUGCAGGAUACCGGAUGCUUUUCAGAAAGGCCAACACUAGCGUUGUGCAUAUCGGUCGUCGUUCCGGACUUGAGGCGGACACGAGCUUUGCACGAUCCAAAGAUCAUGAGCAAGGAAGUGCCAUGUUUAGAUGUGCUGUGGUCAGUAGGAGGCAUGCAAAGAUCGCUUUCUCUGAUAGUGGCCAUGCAUAUCUCAUCGAUCUAGGCUCCCAUCAUGGAACACACAUUCGCAAGGCCGGAGAAAAAUUCUCUAGGACAAUCAAGCCAGAGACCUCUACCCUCCUUGGUGAUGGUGAUAUAGUCACCUUUGGGAAGUCCGUGGGUAAAGGGGAAGAGAUGGUCAAGCCCAUCGUUGCUCGUAUCGAACUCAUUCAUGCCGGGCAUGUUACGAGCAAGAUGCCAUUCAAUCCUCUAGUUGUUCCGCCCACAAAUUCUCCGGUCUUGUCAGGGAGAUCUGUCUCCAAACCUUCGACUUCAGGUCGUUACGGGGUUCAUACAUCGUCCUCAUCAUCAGAUGAGUCAUAUUCCUCCCAUUCGGGAAUGUAUUCCGACAUCGAAGAAAUCCCUCCACCCAAGACCAACUUGAAUCCAUCGGUCUCUUUGAAUGACAAUUCUACUACUAACAAGGAUGCCUCUGACAACACUGAUAACACCAUUCACAACGACGAUUCCGGAUCGAAGGGUCCAGGGAAUUCUUCUAACCCUCGCUCACUUGGACAAGCACUAAAUGUUUUGAAGCGAUUCUUACCUCCAUCCCAGCAAUCCUCUACUCCACGACUCCUUCCAUCUGUGUCAGAGAUUGUGGAGAGACCAUUUGCGCACAUGUCAAGUUUUCUUUUCGGCCCGGACUCCUACCCUACCACCCCCGGAAUUGCCCACCCAGACACACUGCCGCCAGUCAACCUAUCGCUGCUUAAUGGUCGACCCGAAUCGUCGAAUCCUCAAUCCCAAAAUAAUAGUAUCUUAUCCUCACCCUCGAUGGCUCGGCUUCCUAUGCUCAGCGAGAACUCCAUUGUCGGCUUCGAUGCUUCACAACACGACAUAUACGAGCCUCACAGCAGGUCUAGGUCCCAUUCCCCUAUGGAUCUUUCCAGUCCAUCUCCAUCAUUCAAAGUCAUUGUAGGAGGGCGUCUGUCAAUCCCACCUCCAUCCAUUAUAUCAGCUCCUUUCAGUCCCACACGGAACUCUCCUUCCCUCAGCCCUCCCCAUAUCCUGGCUCCACUUGCACCUUCAUCGUCUGAAGGUGGACCUGCAUCCAUAUCGGCUGAACCGUCCCGCAGUGACCCGGAAAUACAAAACAUGGGCAUGCCGCUAGUUGCGUCCCCUGAUGAAAAUCGGUCUGAGAGAUUCGCCAUUCAUUAUCGAGACCCUUUCGAUGAGAUCGACCCACCAGAAUCCAAAGGACCCGAUGAUCCAUCCGUGUCACCGCUCCGAUUCCGGCAGAUGGAAGACACUGUCCAAAGUCUUAAGGUCGAGGUUUCGAAGCUACACUCGCAGAGACGCAAAUACAAAUCACGAUUCAACUCCAACGUUCAAGUGAUUUCUGAGAAACUUGGAGAGUUCGACGAUCGGCUGUUGGAAGUCAAUGCAGAGUACAUCCUCCUGGCGAAUCAGAUCGACAGGAUACAAGAUAUAGAUCUCGCAGAUCUAAACUCCCAUAUUGAAAUGAUCCAGGAAAACGUUGACUCGAUUGCCGAAGAGAGAGAUGAGGAUGCCCAGCAGAGGAAGAACGACAAGGAGGAUGUCCGAGCCACGCUGAACGAAUUUGGGGAUGCCAUUGCAGACUUGAAGUCAUUCAGAGAUGGAAUGAAGAAGGAAGUUGAUGACGAACUUGCCUCAAUGAAAGCCUUACACGAGGCUACCAUGGCCCGCAUAGCGGAACAAGAUGCUCAACACCAACAGACCAAAGAGCUUCUCCGACAAUGUCAGGAAGCUCAAGCCCGUCUUGAAGCGAAGUCUAAUGCGGAAGUUGACGCCGCCCAGACUCCCGUUCUAACGUCGUUGAAGCGAAAGCGUGAUGAUACGGACGAGAACGAGGACGUUGAUGAGCGAGAGACGUGCAAGAGUGAGAACAUGGCGGUCGAUUGCGAGACAAAUGCGGUCGGCCCCGAGGCCUCUACCGGAAGCUCGAGCGACAACGUUAUUGAUGGCAACGCGUUCGCGGCGGAAGGAACUGGCUUGCUUGAGUCGAGCGGUCCGUUGGUCAAGGCUUUCACCGUCGAUGGUCCACCCCCUCGGAAACGAGCGAGGCGAUUCGUCAAGGUCGUUGCCAAGACUGCAACUGCUGUUACCGUUGGCGCUGUCAUGACGUGGUCCGCCCUUGCGUUCAGCUGA
Messenger RNA from Psilocybe cubensis, 2526 nucleotides. RefSeq lists its product as uncharacterized. Gene Ontology annotation, molecular function: protein binding. The record is from RefSeq and is a predicted model, not a curated record. The transcript is spliced from 5 exons. Bases 1 to 2526 code for a protein of 841 amino acids. Lineage: Eukaryota; Fungi; Basidiomycota; Agaricomycetes; Agaricales; Agrocybaceae.